UUUGUUGUUGGGUCCAGCCCACUGGUGCCGAGCUCGGAAGCUACUCCGGAGGCGCUGCUCAAGUUGUGGCUUCUCGUCCUUUCAUCAAUCCAUUGUACCCGCCGACGAGCGCCUUACAUCCUUUUGCCGUUCUACACGGAGAAGUUUAAGAAGGCUUUUUACCUUAGCAACCUCAGGUGAGAGAAACAUCCGGUGUAUUUGGAGUCCGUGGGUUCUGAGAGGAGAUAGAUAGAUAGAGGGGAAGAGCAGUGGUGGGGAACUGGAAAGCCGAGCCCCAAUCCUCUUCUGAUUAGAGAGAGAGAGAGCAGUGGUGGUGAACUCUGGAAAGCCUAGCCCCAAUCCUCUUCUGAUAGAGAGAGAGAGAGAGAGAGCAGUGGUGGGGAACUGGAAAGCCGAGCCCCAAUCCUCUUCUGAUAGAGAGAGAGAGAGAGAAACCCAGCCCCAGCCUUGAUCCUCUGCUUUGAUUUGUGGGGCAGCGUUCAUUCCCCCCUACGGAGCAGCUUUCCUCCUCUUCCAUCCAUAUCAAGACCUUCCCUCAACCUCAUACUUGUUGAGAAAGAAGAAGGAAUAAUGAGCGGCGCGAACGACGGUGGAGGAGGAGGAGGCGGUGGAGAUGGUUCAUCCGAGGAGCAGCAGAAGCGGUCGGAAAUCUACACGUACGAGGCACCCUGGCACAUCUUCGCCAUGAAUUGGAGCGUGCGCAGGGACAAGAAAUACCGGUUGGCCAUCGCCAGCAUGCUCGAGCAAUACGCCAAUCGCGUGGAGAUCGUGCAGCUGGACGACUCGACGGGCGACAUCAGAUCCGACCCCAGAUUGGCCUUCGACCAUCCCUACCCGGCAACCAAGGUUAUGUUCAUUCCGGACAAGGAAUGUGCGCGGCCGGACCUUCUGGCCACGUCCGGCGACUCGCUCCGCGUCUGGCAGGUCCGAGACGACCGGGUCGAUCUCAAGAGCUUCCUCAACAGCAACAAGAACAGCGAGUUUUGCGGGCCUCUGACGUCCUUCGACUGGAACGAGGCGGAGCCGAGGCGCGUGGGCACCUCCAGCAUCGACACCACCUGCACCAUCUGGGACAUCGACAAGGAGGCAGUCGAUACGCAACUCAUUGCUCACGACAAGGAGGUAUACGACAUCGCCUGGGGCGGCGUCGGCGUCUUCGCCUCCGUCUCCGCCGACGGCUCCGUCCGUGUCUUCGACUUGCGAGACAAGGAACACUCUACCAUCAUCUACGAGAGCUCGGAGCCCGACACUCCGCUGGUGCGGCUGGGUUGGAACAAGCAGGAUCCCAGGUACAUGGCUACCAUCAUCAUGGACAGCCCCAAGGUGGUGGUGCUGGAUAUCAGGUACCCCACUCUCCCCGUCGUAGAACUGCAGCGCCACCAGGCCAGCGUCAAUGCCAUCGCCUGGGCUCCCCACAGCUCAUGCCACAUCUGCACCGCCGGGGACGACUCGCAGGCCCUCAUCUGGGACCUCUCGUCGAUGGGCCAACCCGUCGAGGGCGGUCUGGACCCCAUCCUCGCCUACACUGCCGGUGCGGAGAUUGAGCAGCUGCAGUGGUCUUCCUCCCAGCCUGACUGGGUUGCCAUCGCCUUUUCCACAAAGCUACAGAUCCUGAGGGUUUAAGAGCGUAUUUCGCUGGCUGUACUAGUUCUUUUCCCAACCGUAACCGCUCCUUUUCUUUUGCGUAUCCAUCCCCUUCGUUGGCCCAAAAUUUCCUCUUGAACAUAGCGUGGAAGAAGGUUGAUUUGUUUUCUGGAACUAGGUGAAACAUAACAUAGUGGUUGCUGAUACUGGGUUUAAUAUGGUUCUUCCUGUCUAAUCUCUAUUUCUUUGGUUUUUCAA
Messenger RNA from Nymphaea colorata (pocket water lily), 1842 nucleotides. Its product is annotated as WD repeat-containing protein LWD1. The transcript has a single exon. Lineage: Eukaryota; Viridiplantae; Streptophyta; Magnoliopsida; Nymphaeales; Nymphaeaceae. The record is from RefSeq and is a predicted model, not a curated record. Gene Ontology annotation, molecular function: protein binding. Gene Ontology annotation, cellular component: nucleus. The coding region runs from base 571 to 1623 and encodes 350 amino acids.